Messenger RNA from Chaetura pelagica (chimney swift), 1578 nucleotides. RefSeq names its product dipeptidyl-peptidase 7 (gene DPP7). Gene Ontology annotation, molecular function: dipeptidyl-peptidase activity; serine-type exopeptidase activity. Bases 1 to 1578 code for a protein of 525 amino acids. Gene Ontology annotation, cellular component: vesicle. The transcript has 13 exons. The record is from RefSeq and is a predicted model, not a curated record. Lineage: Eukaryota; Metazoa; Chordata; Aves; Apodiformes; Apodidae. Gene Ontology annotation, biological process: proteolysis.
AUGACACAUGCCCUCUUACCCAGUCACAUGGCAAACACCUGCAAGACCAAGGCCCCAGAACUGCUUGUGACCAAGGGACCCACAGCCCUGACCCCCCACCAUGGCCCCUUCUGCCUGCGGGAUGACCUGGGCACAGGCAUGACAGGUCCCCUCAAGCAAGGUGCCCAGGCAGCCGGACCCGGCCUGGAGGAGCAGCUCUUCCAUCAAGUCCGGGACCACUUCAGCUUCGAGACCUACGGCAACGAGACCUUCCCGCAGCGCUACCUGGUCUCAGCCAAAUUCUGGAAGAAAGGAUUUGGACCCAUCUUUUUCUAUACUGGCAAUGAAGGUGACAUUUGGACUUUUGCUCAGAACUCGGACUUCAUAUUUGAAUUAGCAGAGGAAGAGGAAGCACUUGUGAUUUUUGCUGAACAUAGGUACUAUGGGAAGUCUCUUCCAUUUGGACUUGAGUCGACACAGCUGCAGAAGACUGGUCUGCUCACCAUUGAACAAGCCCUGGCUGACUAUGCAGUGUUGAUUACUGAGCUCAAGCAGCAGUAUGGGGCUGCAGGCUGCCCUGUCAUUGCUUUUGGAGGCAGCUAUGGAGGGAUGCUGAGUGCUUACAUGAGGAUGAAAUAUCCCAACAUUGUGGAUGGAGCAUUAGCGGCCAGUGCUCCUCUGGUGUCCGUGGCUGGGCUUGGAGACCCCACCCAGUUCUUCAGAGAUGUAACAGCAGAUUUUCAGAAGUCCAGCCCAAGCUGUGUCACAGCUGUCCGCAAAGCUUUCCAGCAGAUCAAGGACCUGGGCCUGAGUGGAGCCUACCAUGAAAUCAGCAGCAAAAUGGCCACAUGCAAUAAGAUCUCUAACAUGGAGGAUGUUUACCAGCUUUUUGGGUUUGCUAGAAAUGCCUUCACCAUGAUGGCCAUGCUGGACUACCCUUACAAAACAGAUUUCAUGGGUCAGCUCCCUGCCAACCCAGUGAAGGUUGGCUGUGAACAAAUCCUUGCCCAUACUGACCCAAUUCAAGGCAUGGCUGCUCUUGUUGGGGUGUUCUACAACUCCUCAGGCUCGGUACAGUGUUAUGACAUAUACCAGCUCUACCAGUCUUGCGCUGACCCCACGGGCUGUGGCAUCGGCUCAGAUGCUGAGGCCUGGGACUACCAGGUUUGCACCGAGAUCAACUUAACUUUCAACAGCAACAACAUGACCGACAUGUUCCCUGCAAUGCCCUUCACAGCAGCCAUGCGAGAGCAGUACUGCUGGAGAAGGUGGCAUGUCACACCACGGCCACACUGGCUUCAGACAAACUUCUGGGGAGGAGACUUGAAAAGUGCCAGCAACAUCAUUUUUUCAAAUGGAGACUUGGACCCAUGGGCUGGAGGUGGGAUAAACAGCAGCCUCGGUCCUUCCCUAAUUGCUUUGACCAUUAAAGGAGGUGCUCACCACCUGGAUCUCCGAGGACACAACCCAGCUGACCCCCUGUCUGUCACAGCGGCGCGCAGGCUGGAAGCGAGCAUCAUCCACAGCUGGGUGAAAUCUGCAGGGAUGGAAAGAGCACAGGAGAAGCCUUGGGGAGCUUCAGGGGGCAGAGGACUGUGA